This is a messenger RNA of Caenorhabditis briggsae, 948 nucleotides long. The record is from RefSeq and is a predicted model, not a curated record. Lineage: Eukaryota; Metazoa; Nematoda; Chromadorea; Rhabditida; Rhabditidae. Bases 1 to 948 code for a protein of 315 amino acids. The transcript is spliced from 4 exons.
AUGAUCCGAGUAGUCUCUUGUGUUUUUGUUCUUACCACUUCCAUAGUUACAUCACAACCGCUACUUUUUCCUCAUGGAUGGUUUGAAAGCAAGAAUUUGCGACCGAGAGAUGCAAUCAUGCUUAACAUGAUGGCACAAUCUAAUCUCGAGUACGGAGGUGUCACAUUAGAGGAACUGGAUAAGCUUGACGCUGUUCGAAAGCAGAUACCACGUCCGGAAAAGCUGGCAAGAGAUAGAGAAGAAGACGAUGUUGAACUGGAUAGACAACCAGCGUUCACGGCGGAAGGUGAAAAAAUAGAGAAUGAGGAAAAGAAGGAAACAGAUGAUCCAGAAAUUGGUAACGACCUCAAAAAGAAAGCCCCGUUUCGAAGAGUUCAGUUGAAAUUACAAAAAAAAAGAUCAACAGAGGCAGAGCCAACUAAAGAUUCAGCGAAUCCUUUCGAAGAAAUCGCCACUAGAUCUCCUCCCAGAGACAGAAUGACUAUGAGACAGCUUAGAAACCGGAACAGAAAACACAGGAAAAAGAUGGCGAGAUACAGAAAAAAUGGGUUCCUCACCAGAGAUGACAUCAUUAAAAGCAAAGCAUCAACUCAAUCUAAUGUAAAAAUCACUGACCGUACUUAUGAGAAAGCAGAAUUCGACGAAAAAUUGAGAAACCAUGCUCAGGAUACAUGGGAAAGAGAAAAUAAAGCAGCCGAAAAAGUACGGGAAGACAUGGCAGCGGGAAGAAAAGAGGAGAUCGAGCCAGAGCCUAUCAGUCCAGCUAUGAAGCUUCUCGCCAAGGAACAUUCAGAUAUAGAUCGCCGAAUUGCAAUUGCUGAACAGACGAUGCCAAGGAAAGUGGAUAGACUUCCAAACAACCCUUACAGUAAUGUGGACCUCAGAAAACCGACAGUGCUAACACUACCCCUACCACCACUAGACAAGUUGAAAGAAGAAGUACAGUAA